UGCUGCGGGCCCCUCCUCGCUGCUCCUCAGAUCCCUAGAGCCUCAGGAUUGUGCAUCUCUGAAGCUAUGCUGCUAGACUGUGCUAUGAGUUUACAAGAGCAAAAAAAGAUGAAUAAAUCUCCGGAGUUGGUGUCAUUUGAGGAUGUGGCUGUGUACUUCACUUGGGAGGAGUGGCAGGACCUGAAUGAUGCUCAGAGGACUUUGUACAGGGAUGUGAUGCUGGAGACCUACAGCAACCUGGUAUCACUGAAUGUUCACAUAGAUGAUGACCUAGUGGAGAGGCACCAAGAAAGUCAUGGUAGAGCUAUGCAGCAAAUCAUACUCACCAACAGCAACACAUCAUUUGAGGAGAGAGUUGUGUUAGGAAAAUCAUUUUAUCUGAAUUCAUAUCAUGUUUUAAAUCAGAUUAUAGAUAAUGGAAACCAUUCAGGAAAUGGACAUGAGGAUUUUUACAUAUGUAAGAAUGCACUUCUUACUAGAGAGCAUGAUGAGAUGCCUGCUGGAAAGAAACCUGAUGACCAUCAUACAACUGGAAAAUUACCCAGACAUCAUGAGCAUCUUAUUCAGCAUCCCAAUAUUCAAACUGGGAAGCAGGCUUUAGAAUACAGUGGAAAAGGGAAAUCCUCCAACACAGAGCCAAUAACUUUUACACAUAAAAAUAUUCACAUGGAUGAGACCACCUAUAAACAUAAUGAAUAUGGGAAAUGCUGUGGUAAGUCAGCUGUCAUUGCCCAAGAGAUAAAUCAGGUAGAAAGGGAAACUUUUCAAUCUGGUAUAUGUGGGAAAAUAUUCUAUAAAAAAUCUGAACUUACUAAGCAUCAGAUUGUGCACAGAAGAGAGAUACACAUUUUAUAUCAGAGAACUCACAAAGGUGAGAAACCAUAUGAAUGCAAAGAAUGUGGGAAAGCUUUUAGCAAAAAGUCAUGCCUCUGCAAGCAUGUGAGAACUCACACCGGUGAGAAACCAUAUGAAUGUCAAGAAUGUGGAAAGGCUUUUAGUGAAAAGUCAUGCCUCUGCAGGCAUGAGAGAACUCACACAGGUGAGAAACCAUAUGAAUGUAAGGAAUGUGGGAAAGCUUUUAGUGAAAAGUCAAGCCUCAGCAGGCAUGAGAGAACCCACACAGGUGAGAAACCAUAUGAAUGUCAAGAAUGUGGAAAAGCUUUUAGUGAAAAGUCACACUUCAGAAGACAUCAGAGAACUCACACAGGUGAAAAACCAUAUGAAUGUCAAGAAUGUGGGAAAGCUUUUAGUGAAAAGUCACACUUCAGAAGGCAUCAGAGAACUCACACAGGUGAGAAACCAUAUGAAUGUCAAGAAUGUGGAAAAGCUUUUAGUGACAAGUCUACCCUCAGCAUACAUCAGAGAAGUCACACAGGUGAAAAACCAUAUGAAUGUCAAGAAUGUGGAAAAGCUUUUAGUGACAAGUCAAAGGUCAGCAUUCAUCAGAGAACUCACACAGGUGAGAAACCGUAUGGAUGCAAGAAAUGUGGUAAAGCUUUUAGUGAAAAGUCAAGCCUCUGCAGGCAUGAGAGAACUCACACAGGUGAGAAAGGAUAUGAAUGUCAAGAAUGUGGAAAAACUUUUAGUGACAAGUCAACCCGCAGCUUUCAUCAGAGAAAUCACACAGGUGAGAAACCCUAUGAAUGUAAAGAAUGUGGGAAAGCUUUUAGUGACAAGUUAACCCUCAGCAUUCAUCAGAGAAAUCACACAGAUGAGAAACCAUAUGAAUGUAAAGAAUGUGGGAAAGCUUUUAGUGAAAAGUCUAGCCUCUGCAGACAUGAGAGAACCCACACAGGUGAGAAACCAUAUGAAUGCAAAGAAUGUGGAAAAGCUUUUAGUGAGAAGUCACACUUCAGAAGGCAUCAGAGAAUUCACACAGGUGAGAAACCAUAUGAAUGUAAAGAAUGUGGAAAAGCUUUUAGUGACAAGUCUACCCUCAGCAUUCAUCUGAGAAAUCACACAGGUGAGAAACCAUAUGAAUGUCAAGAAUGUGGGAAAGCUUUUAGUGACAAGUCAAGCCUCUGCAGACAUGAGAGAACUCACACAGGUGAGAAACCAUAUGAAUGUAAAGAAUGUGGAAAAGCUUUUAGCCUAAAGUCAAGCCUCAGCAUUCAUCUGAGAAUUCACACAGGUGAGAAGCCAUAUGAGUGCAAAGAAUGUGGAAAAGCUUUUAGUGUAAAGUCAAGCCUCAGCAUUCAUCAGAGAACUCACACAGGUGAGGAACCAUAUGAAUGUAAAGAAUGUGGGAAAGCUUUUAGUGGAAAGUCAAGUCUCUGCAGGCAUGAGAGAACUCACAGUGACAAACCAUAUGAAUGUAAAGAAUGUGGGAAAGCUCUUAGUGAAAAGUCAACCGUCAGCAUUCAUCAGAGAAUUCACAUAGGUGAGAAGCUGUGUGAAUUUAAAGACUAGAAAAGCUUUUAUUCAAAAGACAUACCUCAGCAGCUAUUAGAGAAUUCCCAUAGGUGAGAAAUCAUGACCAUGUAAGGAAUGUGGAAAAAGUUUACCUAAACUCACCAUAAUAGACAUGAACAAAUUCACACGUGGGAAAAUCCCAUUAAAUGUAAUGGCUGUUUGAGGUUUUGUCAUAAAUCACACAUCAAAUUUCAUCAGAGAACUUACUCCAAGAAGAAGCCCUAUAAAUGCACAACUGUCUGUCCCAUGGUAUUGGAGGUUGGUUCCAGUAGCCCCUGUUGAUGAAAAUACUUGCAAAUGAUCAAGCACUUUCUAUAAAUGGGGUACUGUUUCAAUAUUACCUAUGACUUUUUUCCAUGUCCUUUCCAUUUUGAGUAGAAUAUUUAUAUUUAUAUUACUGAAUACAGAAGGAAUUCCUUAUAAAUAGGUGCUAUACUGUUAUUUUUUACUUGUAUUAUACUUUGGUUUUUUCUUUUGAUUUUUAACAAAUUUUUAAGUUGUUGAAUCAGCAGAUGUGCCACCCUCAGAUAUAGAAGCAGGUCAGUAAUUGUGAAAAUAUCUUUUUUCAGCAGUUAUACAGCUGGGUAUAGUUAAUGUAUUGUUGGUUAGAGCAUGGUGCUGAUAACACCAUGGGUCCCUGUACUGGCCAGCCACUAAAGAAAAAGAAAGAAAAAUAAAGUAAAAAGAACUCACACUGAAGCACUCGUGAGGUAAUUUACAUGGGGGGAAAUUGUGCAUGGAUUACACUGGGUUAUGUAUUUUCUAAAAAGCACUUUUUUUCUCUUGUACACAUGCCUGCAAUCCCAGACAUUAGUUAUUGUGUGUGGAACCAUGUAAUUUAGCUCUGUUCAGGGAAGUAUGGAUACAGGUGAUAAACAUUACUUCCAGACCAGGAAGUAAAAAAAAGUUCAUGCAUUUGUCUGAUUUCUCAUUUUCUCUGGGACU
Molecule: messenger RNA, 3357 nt
Organism: Cynocephalus volans (Philippine flying lemur)
Lineage: Eukaryota; Metazoa; Chordata; Mammalia; Dermoptera; Cynocephalidae
Product: zinc finger protein 260-like
Biological process (GO): regulation of transcription by RNA polymerase II
Cellular component (GO): nucleus
Molecular function (GO): DNA-binding transcription factor activity, RNA polymerase II-specific; RNA polymerase II cis-regulatory region sequence-specific DNA binding
Source: RefSeq, a predicted model, not a curated record